Molecule: messenger RNA, 1711 nt
Organism: Dreissena polymorpha
Lineage: Eukaryota; Metazoa; Mollusca; Bivalvia; Myida; Dreissenidae
Exons: 6
Coding region: 198-1277 (359 amino acids)
Source: RefSeq, a predicted model, not a curated record
GUUGUCACAUUGGAAAUAGGCUUACAUCUUAUUAGUUUUGUUUCAUUGGAACAGGAAGAAGUAUAUGGGGAUUGCGAUAGUAAUUAUUCUCGCUAAGAUAUCAUUUUAAGAACCGGAACGUCAUUUAUAAACGAAAGUAUAGCCUCUGUCUGCUCGAACCAGCUUAGUAUUGUUUGUGAAACUAACACGCCAGCAUCAUGAACAGAGAAGCAAACUCUUCAAAACUGACACCUGGUAAUGGUCGAACAAGGAUCAAUGGGGAUAGUAUUUUCCAACACGGACAAGAAGAGGAAGGCGAAAGACCUAUGGAAACAGAUAAUGUCGGUCAAGAAUGCCAUAAUGUGUCAAAUAAAAGACACAUUGCUCAACAAAAUGAUAAGAAGGUUGUAAGCAAUUCUAAUCCGCAAAAUGCUGGAAAGUCUACCAGUACAGAACAAAAAAGUUAUAUUGACCGCACAAUUUUAAACGAAUUUGAUCCUGUUCAACCAGACUAUCGUGACCAUGACCACCAUGGUCACCAUGGUAACCAUAACCAACAUGUACAGCAUGGCCACCCUGGCAACAAUGACCCUCAUGGCCAGUUUGGCAACCAAGGACAACAGAGCAUGGCGAUGAAACAGAUGCAGCGUGCCGCAGAAGCGAGCAAGCAGAUGUUAUAUGGUGUGUACGGAAACGUCGUAUCCAUACUGGAAGAGUACGAGGCAAGGACGCAAAAGAUGAAGGCAGAAAGAUCGAAAAUAGAACUACCUGACCAGUCCCGAAAAACAGUCGAAGAUGUACAAAGCAUUGUUCAGACGCAGCUGUUGUUGUUUGAAACCCAGCAAAGGGCAUGUCCAAAGGAUGUAAGCGCGAGUGUCAACAAGGAACUGAGAAAGAAGACUAUUCAUUGGGCGGCUGUGCGAGAAGAACAUAAGAUGGAAGUCAGCGACACUGACAAAUACAUCUGUCAACUUUACGAGGUUCUGGUCAAGGGGAAGACAAAACAUGAAAUUCUUGAUAAACCCAGGGAUCCCGUCUCUCCCGAGACCAUCAGGGACAAUUUACAGCAUAUCCUCAAGGGGAAACACGAUGCAUCGGAGAUUGACAAGCAAUUCAAAAAAGAUGACACGAAGAAGGCGGUUAGCCCACAAACGCGCCGUUCUGAGCAGGCUUUUGUUACCCUUCAAUUGGGUGCAACUCGAAUGUCGCAAACCAUGCCUGAGCUGGUAGAGGUUCUUGACGAAGAUCUGAAGGAAUUCGGAGCCGAUGGGCCAGAGACAACCAGCGAACUAAGAUAGUCUUCAAGAUUUACAUUCUAUUUGUUCCAUUUCUUAAGGAAAUGAAUUCAUUAAGACGUAAAAGGCAUAAUUUAUACAUUUUAAAAUAGCAAUAGCAUUUCGAGUAUUGGUGAAUUUCCGAUACACUUAAUAAUCUAAUACAUGCAUAUAAUGUUAUGUGUUGUUCUUCUUUUCAACACAAAAUAAAUUUAUAUAUAACCUGCAUAGACACAUAUGACACAACAUUCUGAGAAAGAAAAAGAAAAUGUAUCCACUUUGUAUAUAAAUAUGUAUCCAGUUUGUAUUUAAAUUGACUAUUUUUUCCGGAUAAAUUAUUAUUAUAAACUAUGUAAUAAUGUUUUACAAAAUAUUGUUUUAAUCAUAACGUUCACUGCAUGAUAAAUACUAUUGAGUAUGUUGCUGAAAAUGUGAACAAAUAUAAUGAACAAUGCUUA